AUUGCAGUUGCAUCUCCGCCGGAUCGAAGAGCCACAAGAGACGAUAUUGCAGUGUCCUCACCCGGUGCAUCUCCGAACGUUAAUGCAACUACGAGCUGCACUGGUACAACAUCGUCUCGAUUGCACAAUCCUUCCUCGCCAGGUCGAAAUGGCCAGCUAUCGAAACAAGGUACAUUAACGAUAGUACGCCGGAGUUCUGGCAAAAAUAAGAGCAUUGGCGGAAGUUUCGAAAGUUCUCCGCCCCCGCAUAGUCCUGACACUCUUUCGUCAAGUCAAUCCGUGGAUCUCGAUGAGAUCCUUGAUAAUGUCGAUUUAACGACAGAUUCGCUUCCUGCCGUUGACACCCCCGACGCUUGCGACAAAGCUGCUCUCAGAUUGAGAUGUUUACUGAGACAGCUUCAACAUGGCGAAAUAUCAGCAGAAUUACUUCAACGAAAUUUGCACUACGCGGCACGUGUACUCGAAGCUGUCUUCCUCGAUGAAACCAAGGUGAAUUCAGGAGGGGUUGAGUGCUCUCGGUCAUCGCGUAGGGGUACGGGCCUGUCAUCUGCAUCCCUUGGGAGCGCCUUGGACUCGGAUGGACAACAGGGCCACGCGGUGGUAACCCAGAAACGGAAGCUUCGCACCCCCGUAUGGGCAAGAGAUGCCGAGCGUGUGGAGUCGACCGCUGUUUGCCGUCAGGGUAUAAGACGUAGGCGGCUGGCGGACGAGGACGAUGAACUGUCGGAGGUACAACCGGACGCGGUGCCACCGGAAGUCCGCGAGUGGCUGGCUUCGACCUUUACCAGACAACUCGCGACUACGAGGCGGAAGGCAGACGAGAAGCCAAAGUUCCGCUCUGUCGCGCACGCUAUUAGGGCGGGAAUCUUUGUCGAUCGGAUUUACAGGCGGGUCACCAACACCGCGCUCAUGCAGUUUCCUCAGGAAGUGGUUAAAGUGCUUAAGACUUUAGACGAUUGGUCCUUUGACGUAUUUUCACUGAAUGAAGCGGCAAUGGGAGCACCUGUGAAAUAUCUCGGUUAUGAUCUAUUGAAUCGGUAUGGAAUGAUCCACAAAUUCAAAGUUCCCGCCACGGUAUUGGAGUGCUUUUUGGGAAGAGUCGAGGAGGGAUACUGCAGGCAUAGAAAUCCGUAUCAUAACAAUCUUCAUGCAGCUGAUGUUGCACAGACUAUGCAUUAUAUUUUAUGUCAAACAGGACUUAUGAAUUGGCUGACCGACCUGGAGAUUUUCGCCACGCUGGUUGCGGCGAUUAUUCACGACUACGAGCACACUGGGACCACAAACAAUUUCCACGUAAUGUCCGGCAGCGAUACAGCCCUACUCUACAACGAUCGGGCCGUUCUCGAAAAUCACCACAUCUCCGCGAGUUUCCGAAUUAUGAGAGAGGACGAGUGCAAUAUAUUACAAAAUCUAUCGAGGGAGGAAUUCCGUGAAUUUCGUUCACUGGUGAUCGAUAUGGUGCUCGCGACCGACAUGAGCUUUCAUUUCCAACAACUGAAGAACAUGAAAAAUAUUCUUAGCUUAGCAGAGCCUAGCGUAGACAAAAGCAAGGCUGUCAGUCUGGUUCUUCAUUGUUGCGACAUCUCGCAUCCGGCCAAAAGAUGGGAUCUUCAUCAUAGAUGGACAAUGCAACUGUUGGAAGAAUUUUUCCGCCAAGGGGAUAAGGAAAAGGCACUUGGAUUGCCGUUUUCUCCGCUGUGCGAUCGUAACAAUACCCUGGUGGCUGAAUCGCAAAUAGGAUUCAUCGAGUUUAUCGUCGAGCCCAGCAUGCAGGUAUGCAGCGAUAUGUUGGAGACAGUUCUCACACCGUUGAACGUAAAGGAGAGCGUGGACGAAUCGAAUAACGGAUCGGGUGGCGAAAGCAGAAGGUUUAAGAUUGGGAAACCAUGGAUUCCAUGUCUUGCGGAGAACAAGAGAAUCUGGAAGGAGCAAGCCGUUCGAGACGCUGAAGCAAGGGCGCAGAAGGAACAAGAGCAAAAGGCGAGCAGUGACAACCGUGAGGAUAGCGAUACGGCACAGCCAGCAUCUGAGGAAUGAAAAAUUCGGCGAGCCAUUAUAUUUUUCAGAAACAUAUGUAAUUUUAGGCUACGAAGAAGCUCGUGAUCUUAUACACCGAAUGAUAUCCAGUGACACGUGUAAAUGAAUCGCGAGACGGAUAAAAUAGCGACCUCUAUUGACGAUCGGGUAAACGCGCGAAAAUUCGAACGUAUAAUUAG
This is a messenger RNA of Apis dorsata (giant honeybee), 2216 nucleotides long. RefSeq names its product calcium/calmodulin-dependent 3',5'-cyclic nucleotide phosphodiesterase 1-like. Gene Ontology annotation, molecular function: 3',5'-cyclic-AMP phosphodiesterase activity. Gene Ontology annotation, biological process: signal transduction. The transcript has 12 exons. The annotation marks the transcript as partial. The record is from RefSeq and is a predicted model, not a curated record. NCBI's taxonomy places the organism in Eukaryota, Metazoa, Arthropoda, Insecta, Hymenoptera, Apidae.